GACACUGCUUCAGAAUCAAGUGAUGGAGAAGGGAGGAAAAGGACCUCAUCCACCUGCAGCAACGAGUCCCUAAAUACUGGAGGAACCCCUGUCACUCCUCGCAGGAUCUCCUGGCGGCAGCGCAUUUUCCUUCGAGUUGCAUCGCCGAUGAACAAAUCUCCCUCUGCAAUGCAGCAACAAGAUGGACUGGACAGGAAUGAGCUGCUGCCACUGUCCCCUCUCACUCCCACCAUGGAAGAGGAACCACUGGUUAUAUUCUUAUCUGGCGAUGAUGACCCAGAGAAGGUCGAAGAAAAAAAGAAAUCAAAAGAACUAAAGAGUUUAUGGAAAAAAGCUAUACACCAACAGAUCUUGUUGCUUCGAAUGGAAAAAGAAAACCAGAAACUUGAAGCAAGAAGAGAUGAACUUCAGUCCAGAAAAGUCAAGUUAGACUAUGAGGAAGUUGGUGCAUGUCAGAAGGAGGUCUUAAUAACCUGGGAUAAGAAGCUGUUAAACUGCAGAGCUAAGAUCAGAUGUGACAUGGAAGAUAUUCACACUUCUCUAAGAGAAGGAGUUCCCAAAAGUCGACGAGGUGAAAUUUGGCAGUUCCUGGCUUUGCAGUAUCGCCUGAGACACAGGUUGCCUAACAAGCACCAACCCCCAGACACAUCCUAUAAAGAACUUCUGAAGCGGCUYACCGCCCAGCAGCAUGCUAUCCUUGUGGAUUUGGGAAGGACAUUUCCUACUCACCCCUACUUUUCUGUACAGCUUGGGGCAGGGCAGCUGUCACUCUUUAACCUCCUAAAGGCCUACUCUUUGCUGGACAGUGAAGUGGGCUACUGUCAGGGGAUCAGCUUUGUGGCUGGAGUCCUGCUUCUGCACAUGAGUGAAGAGCAAGCCUUCGAGAUGCUGAAGUUCCUCAUGUAUGACCUAGGCUUCCGCAAGCAGUACAGACCUGACAUGAUGUCGCUACAGAUUCAGAUGUACCAGCUGUCCAGGCUCCUUCACGACUACCACAGAGAUCUCUACAAUCAUCUUGAAGAAAAUGAAAUCAGCCCCAGUCUUUAUGCGGCUCCCUGGUUUCUCACACUCUUUGCCUCUCAGUUUCCAUUAGGAUUUGUAGCCAGAGUUUUUGAUAUUAUUUUUCUUCAGGGAACUGAAGUGAUAUUCAAGGUUGCACUCAGCCUUUUGAGUAGCCAAGAGACUCUUAUAAUGGAGUGUGAAAACUUUGAAAACAUUGUUGAAUUCCUUAAGAACACGCUCCCUGAUAUGAAUACCUCUGAGAUGGAAAAAAUUAUUACCCAGGUGUUUGAGAUGGAUAUUUCUAAACAGUUACAUGCCUAUGAGGUGGAAUAUCACGUCCUGCAGGAUGAACUUCAGGAAUCUUCAUAUACCUGUGAGGAUAAUGAACCUAUAGAGAAGCUGGAGAGGGCCAAUAGCCAACUGAAAAGACAGAACAUGGACCUACUAGAAAAAUUACAGGUGGCUCAUGCUAAAAUUCAAGCCUUGGAAUCAAACCUGGAAAAUCUUUUAACUAGAGAGACCAAAAUGAAGACUUUAAUCCGGACCCUGGAACAAGAAAAAAUGGCUUAUCAAAAGACAGUGGAGCAGAUCCGGAAGCUGCUGCCGGCCGAUGCUCUGGCCAACUGCGAAACGCUGCUGAAAGAACUAAACUGCAACCCGAACAACAAAGCCAAGGCAGGAAAUAAGCCAUAAUUCAAGACGUGCUGUCUCAGCACAAAGUGCUCCUUAGCCUAUUAGAGAGGAAGAGCCCGUGCGCUGCUGGCCCAAGCUGGACACUGAAGCUGGGCGAACCACCCGGCGCUGGUGCUGAGCCCGCCAGCAAGUGGCCCUCGCUCUCAUCAGAGCACACCCAUCCCAAGCCGUUGUACAUGUACACAGACACUCUUGUUGCUGAACUCUGUACAUACAUAUGAAAUGGAUCUAAAGAGUUCAUACUUUCAGAUAAAAUGAGUAAACAUAUAUUUAGAGCAUUUUUUUUUUAGUCAGAACUUCAUGAAAUCCACACCAAAGGGAAGUUCACGUGAAAUUUCCCUUGGACACAUGUGAAGUCUUUUUGUCUUUUUAGUGAAACAAAGCUAGAGCAUCUUUGUAUAUUGAAAUAUACUUGAAAAAAAUGAAUGUAUUUUUUUCUCCAAAGAACAGCAUGUUUCACGCAAUGGUGGAAAGGUGGAAACGUUUAUGUACCUUCAUGUGUACCUGUCCUAAAUUCUACUGACAUUGUCUGAAUGCGGAAAAUGAGUGGUUGCCAGUCAUGCUGUAGUGAGUGUUUUGGGAAGGUGGGGCCUUUUCGUCCUGCCUGCUUUGUGCCAAUGAGCAUGUUACAUCUUCAUGUAUUUUGAGUCUGGUGAGGCUUUGCUUUAGAAAGCAGGACAUCGUGGCUGAGUCUGCCCAGCUCAAGGUAAAAAAGAAUGUUGCUAA
Molecule: messenger RNA, 2421 nt
Organism: Urocitellus parryii (Arctic ground squirrel)
Lineage: Eukaryota; Metazoa; Chordata; Mammalia; Rodentia; Sciuridae
Source: RefSeq, a predicted model, not a curated record